Messenger RNA from Aspergillus viridinutans, 1269 nucleotides. Its product is annotated as putative RNA exonuclease. Gene Ontology annotation, biological process: rRNA processing; ribosomal large subunit assembly. Gene Ontology annotation, cellular component: nucleus. The transcript is spliced from 2 exons. Lineage: Eukaryota; Fungi; Ascomycota; Eurotiomycetes; Eurotiales; Aspergillaceae. The record is from RefSeq and is a predicted model, not a curated record. Gene Ontology annotation, molecular function: exonuclease activity; nucleic acid binding. Bases 1 to 1269 code for a protein of 422 amino acids.
AUGGAUCAACCAGUACAACAUGUUGAGCUCGCCUUCCGUCCAAAGGAAAGUUCCACGGCGCCUGUCAGCAGUAUUCGGAAACCAGGGGAUCAGGUAGUCGUGACUACUGAGGCGAAGGUGCAUCAUGCAAACCAGCGGAAAAGCCAUGCACCAAGACGCAGCCGGAAAUAUGCCAUGCCAGCGACCGAAUCCCUGAAAAGCCCAGCAAAGGAAGGCCCUGAGCAGAAAGACAUUGUGAUACAUGAGUGGUCCGAUGUCCCUGGACCAUUACACGAGGCUGUAAUUGCCUCUCUGAAAGAAGUAUGCCAUGAUCUAGACACCCUCGCCAGAUCCGGCUACAAAGUCCGCGAGAUGACACAAGAGGACCUGGAAGGCUAUGCAAAGUGUAUGAAUUGCGGAGGACGCAAGCGAGUUCUAGACACCAAAUCGAAAACAGCUUGUUUCUACCACCCGAUGAAACUCAAUCGCCAGACGAAACAAUACAAGUAUCCAUGUUGUGGGAAGAAAGAGGCAUGCGCCUCAUUGCCGGCGCAUGUUUACGCACCUGUUCAAGAUUUUCUGCUGGAGAACUGGCAGCGUUAUCGAUUAACGCCUAGUCCAGAACCAGGCCUUUAUCAACCUCGGCGGGUGGUCGCACUCGACUGUGAAAUGGUCGAGGUUGAAGGAGGAAGUGCGGAAGUAGCGCAGAUCUGCGCCGUCGAUAUCCUGACCGGUGAAGUUAUUGUCGACAAAUACGUGGUCCCGUCCAAGACAGUGACGGACUGGCGUACUCCUUGGAGCGGGAUAUCACAGAAACUCCUCGAGGACAUGAAAGCGGCCGGAAAGACUGUCAAUGGAUGGGAAGAGGCUCGGAAAGCCUUAUGGGCGCACAUUGAUCCAGACACCAUCCUCGCUGGGCAGUCGCUCCAGCACGACCUCGACAUUAUGCGGAUGGUUCAUUUGAGUGUCAUUGACACGGCUAUCCUCUCUCGGGAGGCAGUAGCAAAAGAUUGCAAACAGAACUGGGGGUUGAAGCGACUAUGCAAGCAGAUGCUCGAUCGAGAUAUUCAGCAAUCGCGGAGAGGACACGAUUGCUUGGAGGAUACAAUGGCGACUAGGGAGGUGGUUCUCUGGUGUGUUCGGCACCCCGACAAAUUCCAGGACUGGGCUGCAUCCCAGAGGGAAUGGAAGAAGAAGGCCGAUGCGCAUUGGAAAUGUAAGCGGAAAGAGUCGGAUAAGGAUCAGGUCAAGCAACCACGAGAGAGUGUCUCUCAAGUACCGGCGAAAUAG